AUGAAAAGCUGCUUGAGUUUUGCUCACACUGCAAUGUUAUUGAAGGAACUCGUUGUUGUUAAUUCCAUAAGAAAAAUUAAUGAGGAAGGGGAAACUAGUAAAUCCAACAAUCAGGAGCCUGCACAAGUGAAUGUUAAGGAUCUGAUAGUUCUCGCCAACAGGUAUCAGAAGGUUUAUAGCAGUGUAGACAAUGUCAGAACUAAAGUGGGAAAUAAAGACCAAAAUAAAGAAAUUAUGAUUCUGAAAGAAUCCAGCUUAAAGGAAAUUGAGUUUGUGGAUGCAACUCAAUUAUCUAAUAUUGAAGAUGGUUUGAUUAUAACACAAAAAGGCACUGAAGAUUUCUUAAAGAAAUCACGGGCUAAUAUGGUAGAGAAGAAUAAUGAGGACUAUUUGACUGAAUCAAAUGAGGAACAAGAUUUCCAGUUGGCAAUAUCCAAAUCAAGAUAG
This is a messenger RNA of Vicia faba (fava bean), 447 nucleotides long. Lineage: Eukaryota; Viridiplantae; Streptophyta; Magnoliopsida; Fabales; Fabaceae. The record is from the annotation of a GenBank genome assembly.